Messenger RNA from Lindgomyces ingoldianus, 153 nucleotides. RefSeq lists its product as uncharacterized. The record is from RefSeq and is a predicted model, not a curated record. The annotation marks the transcript as partial. Lineage: Eukaryota; Fungi; Ascomycota; Dothideomycetes; Pleosporales; Lindgomycetaceae. The transcript has a single exon.
UAUGAAGAUCCGUAUACGCUACAGAUGCUUGAGUUCUGGGAGUGCGUGCUUAAUGGUAAGGUGGUGAAGACAUCGGCUGAGGAUUCGGUGAAGGAGCUUGAUCUUUGCAACACAGUGCUCCAAGCAGGAGAGACACACUACAGGCUGAAAUAA